This is a messenger RNA of Struthio camelus australis, 1772 nucleotides long. NCBI's taxonomy places the organism in Eukaryota, Metazoa, Chordata, Aves, Struthioniformes, Struthionidae. The record is from RefSeq and is a predicted model, not a curated record.
CACCAUCUUCUCUCUGCGCCGCGGGUUCAUUUCACAGAAGUGAGAGCCGUGCCCUUGGCCUGGGCAGCGGUGGGGGGCUGCCGGCCAGUGAGACCCUCGCUAGCAGCUGGCAGGAGGAAUCUCCAUCCUGGCUUUUUGGGCACAGAUGCACAGCAAAGAUGGUGGCAGGCCUUGCAGGGGUGCUCCUCUUCCUCCUCUGGCAAGCAGCUGUGGUGGAGAGCAGCCAGGGGACCGUGUCCGGGGCCAUUGAUGGCGUGGUGAACCUCAGCCCCGGGCUGCAAAACCAGACCUUGUACUACCAAAUCUACUGGUGCUAUGAAAGCUCCCAGAAGAUUGCCAUCCAGAAAAGCAGUGGGGCCCCCCACUACCCUGACAGCACCUUCCGAGGGCGGCUGCAGCUCUUCCCCAACUACACCCUGCAAAUCAGCUACCUGCAAAAAAGUGACAGCGGCACAUACUGGGUCUACCUGGAAGACAAGGCUGGCAAGGAGCAUGGGGAGAGCAUUCGCCUCACGGUGCAUGGUGCCGAAGCCCAUGGUGCGAGCCGAGGUGAGGGGGGACGCCGAGCAGUGCGAAGUCACCUUGAUAUGCUCCGUGGAGCUCAAGGACGUGACAUACGAGUGGAUUCUACCCCACAAGCUGCUGGAGCACAGUCAGGGCCCCCAGUUGAACCUCUCCUUCAACCCCUGGGCAGAGACCUAUACCUGCAGAGCCAGCAACCCUGUUUCCUCCAGCACCGCCUCGCUGACCUACCGCCAGCCCUGCUCCUGGGAAGCCGAGCCCUCCGCCACCUCCUUGUCUGUGGCCCAGAAGACCAAGGUGCUGAUGGCUCUGGCCUUCCUCCUCCUUCAUGUCAUGGCUUAAGCAUGCAGUGCUGUCACCACCAUCCCAUCGCUGAUGCCCCUUCCCGGAUGAGGGCCCCAGACCAGAAGAGACCUGUGGUUUGUUGGUGCUGCAGAUGCCGCCCUGGGUGUAUCGGCCUGAAUCGGUUUUGUCACUGGAGCCUCAAGCUCCCAUUUCUGCAGCAUUUAUGGAGAAAAGACAUCUGCAGGAGUUGCACAGAAAAAUCUCAUCCGCAGCCAGCUGCUCCCCAUGGGUCUAGGCUGUACCGGGCUUUUAAGCACUGUGUUACCCCAGUCUGUGCUCUGCUCCCAGUCCUGCUGGCUGCCUUCGGUGAAGCUCUGUGCCUCGGUUUCCACUCCUGGCCUUUUGAUGCCUUCUUGCAAUCAGAGAUCAGUUUCUGCAGGUCAGGAAAAAAAAAGCAUCUAACGUUUAUCUUAUUUCUCUCAUAAUGGCAUUUUGAAAACUCUAGCCAUGCAGAUUGUGUUUACAGUCCCGAGGUCCCACAGGGCGAUCCGAGACUGGUAACACCUCAGCACAGUGUGGCUGGGGGCAUCUGAGCAUCCACGAGUGCUGGCAUUGCCCUCAUCCCUCACGGUGGCCCUGGAAGCUGGCCGAGGGGCCUGCAGGCUGCGGGGGCGAACCUCCUCUGUGCACCGUCUGCACAGACACUUUUCGGGGACUCUCCAAUGCCAGUGGCUCCCCUGGAGUGAGAGGCGUUCCCAGGCAUCUGGGAGCCGGUGGGACAGCGGCGCCUUUCACGCUACCAACGCACAGUGCAAUACCACGGGGCCAGGGCAGUUGUGGUUUCUCUGAAAUGGGUGGAAAUCGUUUUGGCCUGUCCUGAGGUCCCUGAGACCACAGGUGAGCACCAGGGCCAGCGAGGUGCUACUCAAAGUCCCGACCUGCAGCACCGAAGCAUCUCCAGGAGA